AUGAAGACUAUGAUACAGCUCUAUGUGGGUGAGCACCAUGCAGAUUGGGAUCGCUAUGUGGAGGAAUUCUGUUUCACCAUGAAUACAGCAGUACACGUCGGUACUAAGUAUACUCCUGCCUUCCUCAACUUCGGAAGAGAGUUGAGAGCACCAGGAGAUGCUUGUGGUGAGGAGGAAGGCGAUCCCCGACAGGAGGAUGGAGGCACGAGUCGAGCAGCCCAGCUGAGGAGGCUGCAAGUACUGAAGCGUGCGCAGAAGCUCGUUUUAGAUAACCUAAACGAGGCCUAUAAUAAUACCAGGAGGUAUUAUAAUCUUAUGCGAAGACCGCUGGAACUAAGAACGGGCCAGUUGGUGUAUAAGAGGGAUUAUCAUCUCUCAUCCGGAGUGAACCAGUUUGCGGCUAAGCUAGCUCCAAAAUUUUCUGGGCCCUAUGAGGUAGAGAAAAUGUUGAGCGCUUCUGUAGUGUUGCUGAAAGGAGCUGCUGGUAAAAGGCUGACUGUUCACGUGAAGGAUAUAAAGAUCUUGCCGCCCCUUCCCGAGUCCCGGAGUCCUUCCGGGAGCACUUCCCGGAGUCCCGGAAGGACUCCGGGAAGUGCUGAGAAAUUUGAGGAGUGA
Messenger RNA from Nilaparvata lugens (brown planthopper), 615 nucleotides. RefSeq lists its product as uncharacterized. NCBI's taxonomy places the organism in Eukaryota, Metazoa, Arthropoda, Insecta, Hemiptera, Delphacidae. Bases 1 to 615 code for a protein of 204 amino acids. The transcript has a single exon. The record is from RefSeq and is a predicted model, not a curated record. Gene Ontology annotation, molecular function: nucleic acid binding.